ACAAAUUUUAUGAGAUGAGGGAGGAGAAUUGAACUGAGAGCAGAAUUUAAUAAUCGAUUUCUUUGUUUGUAGAAAUUUAAUUGAUUUCUGAGGCAUGGAGAUUGGAGAACUGAUUCGUUGCCCACGCGGCCGCCCGCCCUCAUCAGUACGUGGCGCACUCGGUCCCCCGACACGUAGAUCCGUUCAGCAUUCUCACCCAGAGCCAUCCGGACCACGACCCUAGCCGCCGCGGCCGCCGCAGCCGAAGUUGAACCCUCCAUCCAGCGAAGAAUGGGCGAAUCGCCCAGCGAGCCGACGGAGGAUUUGCCGCCGACGCCCAUGGUGUCGAGGACAAUUACUUCCGGCCUCAUGUCUCUCACAAUCGGCGAGGAGCCCCCCAAGAAGUUGCGGUUGUCGUGCUUCCACGACGCCGGCGCCGAGGGGGAGGCGUCCAUCCUCGCUGAGUUGGGGAAGCCGAUGCUGAAGGACAUAAUGGACUUCUAUGAGGAGGCGUUCAGCAGGCUUCCUAUCGCCGACAUGCCGGAGGUUUUGGCCUGCGUCAUCCGCGGCGGCCACUGCAUCGGCCUCCUCGAUCCAGUGUCCAACAUCAUCUUCAACGCCCUCAAUCUCCUGUGCCGUCGCAAAUGCGGCGGGGGCUCUGUGCAGACCAGCAGCAGCAGGAACAGGAAGGUGAAGCGACCUUGCGCGGUGCAAGUCAGCAGCAGCAGCAGCAAGAGGAAGGAGGAGAAGGAGAAGGCGCCGCCCACCGAGCCUUCCUGGGUUAUUAUAGCUUCUCGUUCCUACACGGGCCUCAUUGCCUUCAUGCAGACCUACUUCCGGUACCUAUCCAAGGGGCAGGCCAUGCGCUACCUCCGCCUGGCUGGUGCCGACCUCGCCGUCGCUGUCCAGCUCGGCGAGCACCAGCAGUUCGCUCCGGAGGACCGUCACACCACUGGAGCCCCCGACCUCUGCUGCGGCAGGACCCAGUUUGCCCUCAAGGUCGCCGCGGCCAUAGCAGGGCACCCCGUGCCCGACGAUCUGGCGCGGCUCGCAAAGUCGCUGGUCCCCUUCAAAGAUCACAAGCCUCUCGCUGCUGUGCUGCAGAAAGGGCGGUCUCUCAGCGUCGGCGACCUGCCCACUUCUCCUGUGUCUUUGGUGAAAACCACAUCGCCGAUGUAGUCGUCUCACGCUAUGAUGGACCUGUAUCUAGCAUCUGAGACUUGCGGACUCCGAGAGAGAUGAAGCAAAUGCUAUUUAACUGUCUGGACGUUGCUGCCACCACGAUUGGCGAGUACAGUCCUCCACACAUGAGAAGGGAUCUUAUUACUGCUGCACCCUCCACCACCGCAUGCGAGUGUGAGCACACCAGGUAUCUGAAGAUGUGCCUCGCCGAUACCAUCCACGCUCUCUACAUCAAGGCAGUGUCCCUGCUGCAUGCCGCACAAGGCGCUCCACAAGCAUCUCCGUGGUAUCCUGGUUGCUGGGCAUUGCUAUGGCCCCAUGGACCCCGUGUCCAACAUAAUUCUCAAUGCCAUCUGGUAUGACAGUGUAUUCCCUCUGCUGGAGAUGGAUGCUGAGAUUGAGCCGGACAUUCUCGACAGCCAAUCUAUGCUUCGCAUGGAGACCCGCUCCCUUGACAGCCUUGUUGCCAUGGUCUGCACAGCCACUGGUUUUUCAGAGCACAUGGCCGUGGAAUACCUUUGCUACAAGCAAUGUGACCUAUCUGUGGUGUUUCAGAUGGCAACAAAGGAGGUAUGUCAUAAAGCCUGUGAUUGUGCAGGCCAAGCUGGAAAACACCCCAAGCAUUUGGAGCUGGCAUCAUUUCUUAUGUCCAUGGCCCGUAAUGUCCUGCAAGACUUGAGGUCCCUGCUGACCAACGAAGCAACGAGAAAAGGCUAUGUCAUUUCUGAUGCAGUUCUGGAGCAAGUGUACAAAAUAAUGGAAGAUCAAAGCUCAUCCACUUCACCAUCAGUUGGUCAUCCUAGGCUAUGCCCAUCGGCCUGGAAGAUGCUGGGAUCUAGGAAGGAUGACUUCGUGCAGAAGCAGAAGUUCCUUGGUCAAGCCUUGGAAGAAUUGCUGCUUGACUACUCAAAUCAUCAUCCUUGGGAACCUGUUCCAAGGCUAGAUGUUAUUUGUGGUGUGAAGAAAAACGACCGCGGACAUUCAAAGUCCUACCAUGUCAAUUUCUUGGUGUAUUAUGAUGAUGUUGCUUCAGCCCGUGUGCUCUUUUUUGCUGAAGUGUGGGAGUCAAGCUUUCAGGCCAAACGAUCAGAACCUAACACAUCUGUGAAUGUGGUUCCCGUGCCAUGUACUAGAAAUGGUCGCCGAGUUGAAUCUAGUGCACAGUUCGUCAAGGUUUACUGUAAAUCUAGUCGAAAGGAAUCGGAAACUUCAUUUUGCUGUCCGCUACCUUAUUACAGUCCGGAUCAUCCAUACCUUGGGCGUUGCUACAUCUGUGAGCCUAUUUUGAGUAAGAUCGUGCAUCCACCAUCUGGGAACCAUAUUGGGGCAGACUACAGUCAACUUGGAGAACAGUUAGAAUAUUUGAAUUUGCGUGAUACAAUUCCUUCUGCUGCGGAUAGCAUAACGGAGUCAGAUUUUGUCUACUUUGAUUGCCUUAGGGACACCAACUUUGCAAAAGUUCUCAAUGACGGCCGCUCUUUGGAGGAGAAGAAGCUGAUCAUCCGCUAGUCCUAAUUAGGUGGAGGAACUGACUACUGAAGUUGUUUGCAUUGUGCCAAAGGUAGACUCAUUAAUGUAAUCAGUCGCAUUGGUGGAGAGGUACUCAUGGACUCCAUACUACUACUGCUGUCUUUGUUUUUGUGUGGCCUUAUGAGACCAUUAAACCAUAUUAUGAUGGGAGGUAUGGUAUUUUA
Phragmites australis (common reed) is the source of this 2855-nucleotide messenger RNA. RefSeq lists its product as uncharacterized. The transcript has 3 exons. The record is from RefSeq and is a predicted model, not a curated record. Bases 271 to 1158 code for a protein of 295 amino acids. Lineage: Eukaryota; Viridiplantae; Streptophyta; Magnoliopsida; Poales; Poaceae.